AUGGCGCACAUAUUUCGCGACACGACAAUCGGCAUCCUCAUCCGAUGGGCAUCGAGGGGUUCCCUCCUCAAGUACCCUGAGGAAAAGGGAGAUUUCCAAUGUCCCAUGUGCUACAACCCCCCUAUGACAGAGUCAACACCAGCUCCUAGCCAUCACGAAGACACACACGAUGAGACAGACACACACCCCGAAAAUGAAGCACACAUUGACAGACCGGCAACGCCCUCCACCGAGGUCGACUCCUCAGACGAUGAACUAGAGACGGGGGAGCUCUCGAAAAUCAUGUCCCGGCCACAGAUGUCGCACGUUGAAACGAGAGCUUCCCUCGCACAAGCAUACUCCGACGCAAUUCUCCAAGAGAGUGUACGUCAAACACACACCAUCAUCCAGCCCAAGACGAAGAACGGCGUCAUCCUAGUAGACUGGUACCAUACCGACGACCAGGAGAACCCGCAAAACUGGUCGUCAGGGCGAAAAACGCUGGUCGUCCUCCAGAUAUACAUGUACACUCUAGCCGUGUACAUUGGUUCCGCCAUCAUCACCCCCUCCCAGCCGUAUAUCGAGGAGCAAUUCCACGUCACGCCGGAAGUCGCAUCACUAGGCCUGUCUCUCUACGUGCUUGGCUACGGAGUCGGCGCGCUGGUCUUCUCCCCGUUAUCUGAGAUUCCGGCCAUUGGCAGAAAUCCACCGUACAUUAUCACGUUUGGUAUCUUCAUCGCGCUUUCGAUUGGGGUCGCUGUUGUGAACCACUUUCCGUGGUUGAUUGUGCUACGUUUUCUGCAGGGGUUCUUUGGUUCGCCGUGCUUGGCUACUGGUGGUGCGAGUCUUGGGGAUGUGUUUAAUUUAAUGCAGUUGCCGUAUGCGCUUACCGGCUGGGCUGCUUUCGCAACAGCAGGUCCUGCGCUGGGUCCCCUAAUAUCCGGGUUCUCUGUCCCAGCGACAAACUGGCACUGGUCUUUAUGGGAGAUAGUCUGGCUCGCUGGCCCCGUGUUCGUCUUCAUGGUGAUAUUCAUGCCCGAGACAUCUACUCCUACGAUUUUGCAAAAACGUGCCCGUCGUCUUCGUCGACUUACAGGAAAAGAUGUCCUCCGCUCUCAAUCCGAGAUAGACCAGGCGAAUCUCAAAGUCAGUGAGGUAGUUGUGCAGAGUCUCUGGCGCCCCCUGCAAAUCAACCUCCUCGACCCGUCCGUCCUCUUCACCAGCCUCUACAUCGGUCUGAUGUACGGCAUCUUCUACUCCUUCUUCGAAGUCUUUCCCUUCGUGUACGCCACUGGUCUUCCAGGUCGAGCUUCUCCCACUGACGGCUACGGCAUGAACGCCGGCGAAAUCGGCCUCAUCUUCCUCUCCAUCAGCGUUGGCGUUUCCAUAUCUAUAGUUCUAUACGCCACAUAUCUUAGGAAAGUGUUUGAGCCUAGUAUUCGGACACAAGGGCUGGGCGAGCCGGAGCGCCGCCUGGUUCCCGGACUGCCAGCCAGUUUCCUCGUGCCGAUUGGGUUGUUCGUCUUUGGCUGGACGGGGAACUCGAGUCCCGAUAUUCCGUGGAUUGUGCCGACCAUUGGUAUAACGAUUAUCGUGAUUGGCAUAUUCAUCGAGUUUCAGGUCGUGUUUAUCUAUCUGGCGCUGAGUUAUCCGCAGUAUAGCGCGAGCUUGUUUGCGGCGAAUGACUUUGUGAGGAGUUCGUUGGGAUGUGCGGCUAUUCAUUUUUCGCGUCCGCUGUUUAUCAAUUUGGGGGUUGGGAAGGGUGUGAGUUUGUUGGCUGGGCUGAGCUGUGGAGGUGUCAUUGGGAUAUUUGUGCUGUGGUAUUUUGGGAUGGCGUUGCGGAAGAGGAGUCGGUUUGCGGCCAAGUAA
This is a messenger RNA of Pochonia chlamydosporia 170, 1848 nucleotides long. Its product is annotated as cycloheximide resistance protein. Lineage: Eukaryota; Fungi; Ascomycota; Sordariomycetes; Hypocreales; Clavicipitaceae. Gene Ontology annotation, biological process: xenobiotic detoxification by transmembrane export across the plasma membrane. The transcript is spliced from 2 exons. The record is from RefSeq and is a predicted model, not a curated record. Gene Ontology annotation, molecular function: fluconazole transmembrane transporter activity. The coding region runs from base 1 to 1848 and encodes 615 amino acids.